GAUGAUGAUGAUGAUGAUGAUUACGAUGAUGAAGACGGUGACGAUGGCAACGAGGAUGAUGACGGUGAUGAUGAAUACGAUGAUGACGAUGAUAAUGAUGAUGAUGACGAACAUUACGAUGACGAUGAUGAUGAUGCUGAUGAUGAUGAUGAUGAUGCUGAUGCUGAUGAUGAUGAUGAUGAUUACGCUGAUGAAGAUGGUUACGACGACAAGGAGGAUGAUGGUGCUGAUGAUGAAUACGACGAUGAGGAUGAUGAUGAUCAUGGUGAUGAUGAUGACGUCGUCAACGAUGAUGAUGAUGAUCGUGAUGGUGAUGGUGAUGAUGAUGGUGACGAGAAUGAUGAUGAUGACCAUAAGGAUGGGGAUGCUGAUGAUGAUAAUGGUGAUGAAUAUGAUGCUGAUGGUGAUGAGGAUGAUGUUGACGACGCCGACUGUGACGAUGUUGAUGAUCAUGUUGAUGUUGGUGACGUCAUCGACAAUGAUGAUGAUGACGGUGAUGCUGAUGGUGAUGAUGAUUGUGACGACGAUGAUGAUGAUGACCAUAAUGAUGGGGAUGCUGAUGAUGCUGAUGGUGAUUAUGAUGAUGAUAAUGAUAAAGAUGAUAACGAUGAUGAUGAUGAUGAUUAUAAACAUGAUGAUAAUUUUUAUGAUGAUGAUGGUGACGACGACGCUGAUGACGAAGAUGAUGAUGAUAAUGAUGAUGAUCAUGCUUAUGUUGAUGCAGUUGGUGUUGACGACGAUGGUGAUGAUUCUGACAAAAAUGAUGAUGACGGUCAUGAUGCUGGUGAUAAAGAUGAUGGUAACGAUGAUGAUGAUGAUGAUAAUGAUGGUGUCGCUGAUGGUGAUGAUGAUGAUCAUGAUUAUGUCGAUGAUGAUGAUGAUGAUGAUGGCGGUCGUGAUCCUGAUGGUGAUGAUGAUGGUGAUGAUGAUGACGUUGAUGAUAAUGAUGAUGAUGAUCAUGUUGAUUAUGAUGACGAGGAUGAUGAUGUUGGCGACGACUACGAUGAUGAUGAUUAUAAAGAUGAUAAUGAUGAUGAUGAUCAUGUCGAUGUUGAUGAUGUUGUUGACGACGUUGGUGAUGAUUCUGAUAGAGAUGAUUAUGACGGUGUUGAUGCUGGUGAUGAAGGUGAUGGUAAUGACGAUGAUGAUUAUGAUGGUGAUGAUGAUGACGUUGAUGAUGACGAUGAUGAUGAUGAUGGUGAUGAUGAUGAAGAUGGCGACGAAGACAAGUCGAGGAUAAUGAUAAAGAUGGUGAUGAUGAUGAUGACGAUGAUGAUGAUAUAG
Molecule: messenger RNA, 1284 nt
Organism: Dibothriocephalus latus
Lineage: Eukaryota; Metazoa; Platyhelminthes; Cestoda; Diphyllobothriidea; Diphyllobothriidae
Source: the annotation of a GenBank genome assembly